Messenger RNA from Phlebotomus argentipes, 1557 nucleotides. Its product is annotated as heat shock protein 27-like. Lineage: Eukaryota; Metazoa; Arthropoda; Insecta; Diptera; Psychodidae. Gene Ontology annotation, molecular function: protein folding chaperone. The transcript has a single exon. Gene Ontology annotation, biological process: response to heat; protein refolding. The coding region runs from base 76 to 651 and encodes 191 amino acids. The record is from RefSeq and is a predicted model, not a curated record.
GUUGCGAACGAAAUAGCUCAGUGAAGAGAUCUUUGUGGUGACAGAGUUUUGUGGCAGAGUUUAAAGUGAUCAAGAAUGUCUCGAUUCUCACCGUGGUUUUACGACUUCGAUGAUUUCUACGACAACUGGUCCUCCAGGUGGUCCGAUCCCAACUUCGGCAUCAGCUUCCACCCCAGGGAGUUGCGAAGCGCCAGGACUCUUCCACGUCUCCUGAGGACUCCGUCUGGGUACACGCGGAACUGGUCUCUGUCCAAGACCAGCGACAGCAAGGACGAACCGAAAACGCCGGUGCUGAACGAGAAGGAUGGCUUCCAAGUGUGUCUGGACGUGCAGCACUUCAGUCCCAAUGAGAUCACCGUGAAGACUGUGGACAACUACAUUGUGGUGGAGGGAAAGCACGAGGAGCGCGAGGACGAUCAUGGACUCGUGUCCAGGCAAUUUGUCCGUCGCUAUGCUCUGCCCAAGGGCUUCAAUAUGAGCGAUGUGGUUUCGACGCUCUCUUCGGAUGGCGUGCUGACCAUCAAGGCGCCGCCAGUGAACAAAUCCGUGGAGAAUAAGGAGAAAGUCAUCCAGAUCCAGAUCACCGGUCCGGCUCAUCUCACAGUGAAGGACGACUCUAAGGCUGAGGAGACGCCAAAGGCCGAAUGCUAAACUUCAACACUCACCUUCUUGCCCUUUUUUGUACAACAUCAACUAUUUUCAUAUGCUCUUUUUUCAUAAUUUCAUAUGCUAAAAGCAAGAAAUCUUCACACCUUUUGUACUGAUGGAAAGAAUAUAUAGAUAAAUUUUCCACUUUUCACAUCCUGAUUUUCAGUCUCUCUCACGAUGCUCUCACCAUCAAAAUUGCGGUGUGUUUAUUCUUGAGGAAUUCAAAAAUAGACACUUUCACAGACAUUUCACGCCGUUGACGCUGAAGAGACACGCGAUGGGAAAUUCUGCGUGGGCGAAGGUGAAAAGUCUUCCAGAACUAUUUCAUUCAUUUAUCAGCGAGGCUAUAAAGCAAAACUGGGAGAGUGAUUAUAUAAGAUUAGCUCAAAUAUAUUUCAUGUAUGAAUGAAUCAUAGGAAAAUUCCUAGUCAACUAAGUUUUUGCACAACAAAAUUGUAAAUCGGUGUCUUGAAAAUUUAUUGGAAGAUUACGAAAGGGAGUACCUAUUGACUUUAAGAACUAAUCACGUGAAAAUUUAAAAUAUUUGCAUUCUUCAGAAAAUCUUGCAUAUUGAGCAUAUGCUCUAUGAGACCGUUGAAAUUAAAUUUACAAUGUUUCUUGCAAGAUUUCGUACUACAAUGUUGAAACAUUAUGUGUAAGUUGUCGCAAGAAAUUCAGCAUUUUGCGCCAAAAGGAAUUAAAAGAAAACACAGCUUUUUCAUUUUUGUUUACACAUUUUCUCUCAAUUAUUCAAUUAUUUUAUACACUUGUUUUGUUGCAUCUGCAAUGUAUAUUUGAUGAUAUUUACACAUUUCUCUCAUCUAAAACAUGAAAAUAGUCAAAAAUUUGCUAAAAGAAAAUUUGUGUGUAAAAUUACAGAGGAAUAAAUAAGAGUGAUUCUCCUUUCUA